Oncorhynchus gorbuscha (pink salmon) is the source of this 3461-nucleotide messenger RNA. It is a transcript of the gene pou2f1b, whose product is annotated as POU class 2 homeobox 1b. Gene Ontology annotation, cellular component: nucleus. NCBI's taxonomy places the organism in Eukaryota, Metazoa, Chordata, Actinopteri, Salmoniformes, Salmonidae. Bases 333 to 2609 code for a protein of 758 amino acids. Gene Ontology annotation, molecular function: RNA polymerase II cis-regulatory region sequence-specific DNA binding; DNA-binding transcription factor activity, RNA polymerase II-specific. The transcript has 16 exons. Gene Ontology annotation, biological process: regulation of transcription by RNA polymerase II. The record is from RefSeq and is a predicted model, not a curated record.
UUUCAGUAGUUGCGACAAUCCUGCCACGCAUUGGAGAGAGGGAGGGAAACUGUUGAGAAGAAAGGAAAGGUAGAGAAAGAUCGAUUGAGAGUGAGGGAGAGCUGUUAGUCUAAAACCCAUUGGCUUAAGUGGAGUGCUGAGGCUGUGUCUCAGUGUUGUUCAGUGGAGCGUUCAGUGGACUAUGCCAGUCUGUCUGUGUCUUGUGUGUGUAGCUGUAGUUUGACUGGACUCUGCACUGACCAGUGGAUAGUGAAGAGAGGGAGUAGGGAGAGGAGGGGCAGUGUGCAGUCCGGCGGAACCAAGCCUAUCUGCCGCCGCCAGCUUUUGCAAGCAUGCUGGAAAAUACAGGUUCUACAGAAGUGGAUUCUAGAAUGAGUAAUCCAUCAGAAACUAGUAAAUGUGCAAUGGAGAGUCAGAGUGGGGACGGAAACACAGGAGUCCAAACGAAUGGACUGGACUUUCAGAGGCAGACAGUGCAGGCCACAAAUGCAAUCACCAAUGCACAUGCACAGGCUCUGCUCCAACAGUCCAAGUCUGAAGACUCGGGUGCAAUUCCGACCUCCGUCCAGCAGGGGGUGCUGCCUCAGGCCCAGCUCAUGCUGGCUGGGGGACAGAUAGCUGGAUUGACCCUGUCUCCAGCGCAGCAGCAGAUGUUUUUGCAGCAGGCCCAGGCCCAGCUCUUGGCAGCAGCCAUGCAGCAGCAAUCAGCCAGCCAGCAGAGCAGCACCACGGGGGCCAGCAUCUCUGCCUCUGCAGCCACCCCCAUCACACAGCUGCCCCUGUCCCAGCCCGUCCAGAUCACCUCUAUUCCCUCUGUCUCUACUCAUCUCCCAGGCCAGCUAAGCCAGCUGGGAUACCCGUAUGAGAUGGCGACCUUCAGCAGUUACCUACCUCAGUUACAGCAGCUGCAGCAGCAGAACCUAACCAUGCCCCAGUUUGUCCUGGUUCAACCUGGCCACCACAUCGCCACCCAGCUGCAGCCUGGUCAAUUCAUCAUCUCACAGACGCCGCAGAGCCAGCAGAGUAUGUACACAACGCAGAGUUUCCUGCAAGCCCAUAAUCUUCUAACUCAACUACCUCAAAGCCAAGCCAACCUCCUGCAGACUCAGCCAAGUAUCAACCUUGCCUCACAGCCAGCAACUCCGUCCCACACGAUAGCAGCCACGCCCAUCCAGCCCCUGUCUCACAGUCAGACCCCGCCCAAACGCCUGGACACACCCAGUCUGGAGGAGCCCAGCGACCUGGAGGAGCUGGAACAGUUCGCUAAGACCUUCAAACAGAGACGCAUCAAACUGGGCUUCACACAGGGGGAUGUUGGCCUGGCCAUGGGCAAGCUGUAUGGUAACGACUUCAGCCAGACCACCAUUUCCCGCUUCGAGGCCUUGAACCUCAGCUUUAAGAACAUGUGCAAGCUGAAGCCACUUCUGGAGAAGUGGCUCAACGAUGCAGUUUGUGCAGAGAAUCUGUCGUCUGACCUGGCCCUGUCCAGCCCUUGCGGCCUGGGGUCCCCCGGUCUGGGCAUGGAGGGGCUCAACCGCCGACGCAAGAAGAGGACCAGCAUCGAGACCAACAUCCGCGUGGCCUUAGAAAAGAGCUUUCUGGAGCAGAACCAAAAACCUACCUCUGAGGAGAUCACCAUAAUUGCUGACCAGCUCAACAUGGAGAAGGAGGUGAUCCGGGUGUGGUUCUGUAACCGUCGGCAAAAAGAGAAGCGGAUCAACCCCCCCAGCAGCGGACACAGCAUCACAGGGACAGGCAGCACCCCCAUCAAAACCAUCUUCACCCCCAAUAGCCCCUUGGUGGCCAGUACGGCGAGCCUUGUGACCAGUAACACACCAACCACACUCACUUUAAACCCAGUGAUGCCUCUCACCAGCACCAGCGUCUCCGGUCUGACCUUGACAGGCACGACGAUCGGAGCGACCACAAACACGGCAUCUGUCAUCUCUACGGCACCCAUGGUUACCGCGGUGACCAGCUCCACCUCGCUAAGCCCCUCCCCCACGGCCCUCCAGGCCACGGCAGCGGAGACGGAUGGAACCCAGGAGCACACGGUGGUCAUGCAGGCACCAUCGUCACUAGCAACCAAUCUGGGGACAGGUCAGGUGAUGGUGGCUGGACCGGGGCUGUCAGCGGCCCUGCAAGGAGCUGCCCAGUUACCCACCAGUUCUAGUUACGCCUCCAUGGCUGGCCUUAACCCAGGACUGAUGGCAUCCUCACAGUUCACUCCUGGGGGGGCCUUGCUGAGCUUAGCUCCGGGUGGGCUUGGAGGGGCUAUAAACCCCGCCAUGUUGAGCAACAGCACCCUGGCCACCAUCCAAGGUCUAUGGAGCGCUCUGGCAUCGGGUGGCACUCUCCCCAUCACCUCGCUGGACGGGAGUGGUAACCUGCUGUUCGCUAACACCUCGGCCGGCAGCACCCCCAACCUGGUGCAGCCCCUCUUCCUGAACCCCCAGAACCUGUCCCUGCUCACCAGCAACCCCGUCAGCCUGGUGUCGGCCGGAGCAGCCGGGGGAGGGGCCCUGCAGGUCACAGCCAACCACCAGGUCACCACGGCGACCGUCCCAGUGCCCGCCUCCACUAUCACCACUGCCUCCAAGGCCCAGUGAAGCUGAAGGCUCAAAUUGCCUCGAAUGACACCCUAUGCUCUAUUUAGUGCACUACUUUUGGUUAAAUGUUGCGUACGAUAUGGAUGGCUUUGGCCAUAGUAAGACACUACAUGGGGAAUAGGGCUGUUGUUUAAGAUUUGCCCAUAGGCUAUUUGCUCAAAACACUUCUUCAUCCUCUUCCUCCUUGUCCUUCUGCCUGUCAUCUAUCAUUAUUUAAUCCUUUUGCUGCCACCAAAAAGAAACCCUCUGUGAAGAGGGUUGGAAUUUAUAUUUUACGUUUUUAUUUCAUUAUUCAUUCUCUCUUUUCCCUUGUACUCCAAAAACGAUGUGCGACUCCCUGGAUGUUUUUGUCGGUGUACGCAGCGGGUCACACAGGAGGACUGGGGCGGCCAUUUUCUGAGGCAGGAUCAUCUUGAACUCUAUGGUCUGUGCUCCUUGUGACCCCUGAGGGACCACCUAGCUUUCCCUCUUUCUUCCCUGUCACCUUUUUCAAAAGUAUAUAUCUUCCUCUUCCCUGUUCAGAACAUCUUCUGAAAUACUUCUAACCAAAAAUUUUAUUUAACUUUUUUUACGUUUUUUUUCUUCUAACAAAAAAUGAUUUACUACUAAAGUUCACAAUCUACAUCAUCACUAAAAGGGGGGUUUGCGUGUUUCCCCGUCUAUAGUUUGAAUUUAUUUUGUGUCGGGCUCUGUUGGACAGGUCUCAGCACAAAUCAUAUCAAAAUUAUAUUUUAGAGGCGCUUAGUUUGUUUUCUCUUAUUUUAGUGUGUCUGUGAGUGGACAUUUUCAGAACUUUGUACGUCUAACAUUAAUUUAAGCAUUAACUCUGAUAUACAGUACCAGUCAAAAGUU